AUGCGUCUGCUCAGAACCGGGCCGUAUCGACCAGGUCAGGCGAAACUCGAGCUGAUCGAGAAAUGGGGCCAAGACAUUCCGCCCUAUGCGAUCCUUUCCCACACAUGGUUCAGCGAUGCGGACGAUGAAGUACUGUUCUGCGACGUACGGAGCGGUACUUACGAACACAAAAAAGCUCUUCCAAAAGUGCUCUCGGCUAUGGAACGCGCCGUGCUCGAUGGGUACGGCUUUCUUUGGAUCGAUACCUGUUGUAUUGACAAGACCAGCUCUGUAGAGCUGAGCGAAGCCAUCAAUUCCAUGUACAAAUAUUAUCAAGACGCAGAAAUAUGCUACGCUUUCCUUGCCGACGUAUCGAGCUUAGACGAAGAUUUCGAAGCCUCAAGAUGGUGGCGGCGCGGCUGGACACUCCAAGAACUUCUCGCUCCGAAUGAUGUUCAGUUCUUCUCAGCCGACUGGGAGUUCCUGGGCAAUAAAAUGCAGCUCCGAUCGCGUGUCUCUCAGAUCUCCGGAAUCGACGUUGAGUAUCUGGCAGGAGCUCGGCCUAUCCAUCAUGCAAGCAUCGCAUCGCGAAUGUUCUGGGCCUCCCUCCGACAGACAACUCGAGAAGAGGAUAUCGCUUACUGUCUGAUGGGUCUGUUUGGCGUUAACAUGCCGAUGCUGUACGGCGAAGGCGAAAGAACAUCGUUCCUCAGACUUCAAGAGGAGAUCAUGAAGAUCAGCGAGGAUCAGUCCAUCUUCGCAUGGAUUCAGCCCGACAACGCCGAAGACACCUGCUGCGGCCUGUUAGCAAAUAGUCCCCGAGACUUCAAACACACCGGCUCAACAAUACCUUAUAGCCAACUCGGAGAAUACAUUCCCUUUGCAAUGACCGCAAGGGGCCUUCGUGCGACUCUCCCGUUGACGCAGAAGGAGGACGGGAUGUAUUUCGCCGCAUUGCAAUGCCCAGUGCCAGGAAGAGGCUACAAUGACUGGCUCGCCGUGUACCUCAAACGCCUUUCUGGCGGCUCCAAUCUCUUCGCCAGAGUCAAAAGCGGAAUCCUGGCGUCCUGCUCGGAACUAGGAAAACCUGAAAGCAUCUACGUGCGCCAGCAUCACGAUCCCACCACACAAAGAAUCUUCCCAUACCAUUUCUUUCAGGUCCGCAAAUUAUCUUGUUGCGACACCGACAAAUCUGAGCUCGCAGAUUACCGGAUGGUGGCGAGUUCACACUUGCCAGAGGCCACUCGCUCCAAGAACUUCCCGCGAGUGGCGCGCCAGCCUUGGAGUGAUGUGCCUUUGGCUUACAAGGUUGACAAAUCGGCAGGCGCCAUAACGACAGCGAUUCUGUUCCAGCGUCAAUACGACUACGAGUCCUUCAUACUUAUAUUAGGCUCGAUAUCCGAGGUCGAAAUCGCGUUCGACGUGCUUGAAGGGGACGCCCUCGAGUCUCUGGAAACAUUGCAAUCCAAGUUUGCACCGAGGCGCAUGGGCAGUCAUGCAGAGCUCAAGUUCCAUUCCGUGCAUGUCCGAUCCGAAGAACGUGUACAUAAUGGCCAGAAGUUCCAUUUUAUCGAUAUCGAGAUUCGUCCAGUGGCUAAGCCAGAGACAAUGGAUGAGCUCUUGGCAGAAGCUGUCGAGACAUUCGUCAAUCCCCCGAUGCGAAUUAGAAGUAGUGGUCUACGGGGUACCAUGACUCGACUGAGGGAAGUACUGCAUUGA
This is a messenger RNA of Cercospora beticola, 1698 nucleotides long. RefSeq lists its product as uncharacterized. The record is from RefSeq and is a predicted model, not a curated record. NCBI's taxonomy places the organism in Eukaryota, Fungi, Ascomycota, Dothideomycetes, Mycosphaerellales, Mycosphaerellaceae.